Cantharellus anzutake is the source of this 919-nucleotide messenger RNA. RefSeq names its product bucentaur or craniofacial development-domain-containing protein. The record is from RefSeq and is a predicted model, not a curated record. The coding region runs from base 73 to 840 and encodes 255 amino acids. The transcript has 4 exons. Lineage: Eukaryota; Fungi; Basidiomycota; Agaricomycetes; Cantharellales; Hydnaceae.
CGCUGAAUUCGUUUACCUCUUGUAGGUACAACAGUCCUGGUGUUCACUCUGACUCCGACUCGCGAUCUCACUAUGAGUGCAGCGGAUUCACUAUCGAGACCAAUUGAAUCGGAUUCAGAGGACGAUCCCGACUUCAUUCUCGAUGACAAAUCUGAAGCUUCAUCAUCUAACUCAGACGAUUCUACGCCAGAGGCCAAGCGGCUGAAAACUCUAGGUGCCUCUGAGGAAGCCGACACGGAGGGCUCCAGAAAGGCUCGGGAGGAUGCUUGGAAAAAGUUCCAAGAGUCCUUAUCAAGCACUUCAUCAGAACCAAAAGUGGUCAUAUCGGCGUCUAAAACGAUCAAGAUAGAAAAGAAGUACAGGUUUGCGGGAGAAGUGGGAAGUACGAUCGUCGAAGUCUCCGAAGACUCACCUGAGGGAAUACGAUGGCUAGCUUCUCAGGAACAAGUUUCCUCACCCCAGGCAGAGGCAGGAGCAGCUGAGCAAUUAUCAACUCCACAUCCCGAACCCCCUCCCGAAGCCCCACAAGGCACGAAUGCCAUCCAACAAGAAUUAUCAAAACCCGUUCAAGCUACCCCAACUCGACCGCCCCCCAAGCUGAAGACGAAAGGGGGUCUCAGCAAACUCGUGGUAGCGAAGCCCAAAAAGCUGACUACCUUGCAGAAGUCGAAGAUGGAUUGGAAUGCACAUCUGGAUUCAGAAGAGGCUCAAACAUUUAAAGAUGAACUCGAACUAAACAGGCGAGGAGGAGGUUAUCUAGAAAAGGUCGAGUUUCUCGGCAGAGUGGAGAAUCGUCGUGAUGAGUCGAUUUCAAACUUGAACAAUAAACGCAAACGAUGACAGCAUAACUUCGUUACGUAUUAUACCCGUACCCUUCGAAUCCGUUUCGAUGGUGUCUAUAUCCUUUAAUGUCCUGGUA